This is a messenger RNA of Trematomus bernacchii (emerald rockcod), 3325 nucleotides long. It is a transcript of the gene vwa10.2, whose product is annotated as von Willebrand factor A domain containing 10, tandem duplicate 2. The record is from RefSeq and is a predicted model, not a curated record. Bases 140 to 3067 code for a protein of 975 amino acids. The transcript has 18 exons. NCBI's taxonomy places the organism in Eukaryota, Metazoa, Chordata, Actinopteri, Perciformes, Nototheniidae.
AUUUUCAAGAUAACAUAGGAAACACAUACAUCUGCUCACAAUAUAAUCUGUACAGUGUUCACAUGAGAUGCUGACAUAGUGGGACUGAAUACAACGAGUGCUAAAAAGCACACAGACUUCAUCAUCCUUGUCCUCCAACAUGGCCAGCAGACAAACAGUCGUGUUCCUCGUGGCAGUGGUGAUCUCCCUGUCAGACUUCAUUCAUAGCUUCCAACCCCUCUUCUCACCUGAUGGUAAUUCAUCCACUCACCGUGACAUCACACUGAGGGCGGUCCUCAGAAAGACAGCUGAGGUCUGCCGAGACAUGGCUGCUUCGGAGGGACGGGACUUCCGCCUGACUAUUGAUGACAGCCUGUCAACUGAUGAGGUGCAAAGGGCCUGUUCUACGACAGGUACCUCCACCUCUCUCCUCUCAACUGUCCUUUUCCAAACAUCCAUCGCCAAUAUGUACUUCAGCAACGCAAAAGUGGACAAGCUUUUUGCGCUGAGUGAGAAGCAUCAUUUUGAUGAUGAGACCUUUCAAGACGGACGGGAUGUCAUCACAGCAGGUGUGGCUGCUGUGAAGGCCAGUGUGAAGCUGGAGAGCUUCGUCGCAGGGAGGUGGAAUCUUGGACAAGUCUGUCACACCCUACAGGACUUUUACAGCCACAGUAACUGGGUGGAGCUGGGGAACAAAAGUCCUUACAGCACUCUGAUCAGCCCAGACCAACCUCUUGAAAACCUGGCAGGCCUAAGUGUUCCCACCUGUAGAAACUGUACUGGAGGAAAAUGUGAGAACAACCUUCUUCCUGACCUGCUGCAGCAAGGGCUUCUCACCUCAGGCUACUUCAACAUCUUCUCUCCAGCAAAACCUGCAGGCAAAUGCAGCCACGGUGGAUCAUUUGACCGGACCAGCAGAAAAGACCCAGUGGGGGGCAUCAGUAAGGACGACCUUGGGUCCAGUCAUGGCUCACUUCACCCAAAAGCAGCUGAUUUGGCUGUGAAUGCCACUAUGGAGCUACUAGAGGACGUCAGAGUAGCAGUGGGAGACAAGAACUUCCUGCGAUUAAUGGGCCUCUCCCAGUCCUCAGUGCUGUGUUUUGUCAUUGACACCACAGGCAGUAUGAGCGAUGACAUAGCCGAAGCUAAGAGGGUUUCCUUCGCCAUCAUUGACAGUAAGAGGGGAACCCAGCAGGAGCCCUCCGCUUACAUACUGGUACCUUUCAAUGACCCAGGGUUUGGACCUGUGACAAUGACAACCAAUGCAGAUUUCUUCAAAGACAGCAUCAACAAACUGUCUGCAAGUGGAGGAGGAGACAUCCCAGAGUUAUGCUUGUCUGGACUGCAGCUUGCCCUGACUGCUGCUCCACCCUCAUCUGAGAUCUUUGUCUUCACUGACGCUCCAGCUAAGGAUGCUCAUCUGAAAAGCACCAUCACUGCUAUUAUAGAGAGCACCAAGUCAGUGGUAACUUUUAUGUUAACCGAUGUCCUGGCGAGUCGACGGCGCCGCAGAAACACUCAGCGGGUGUCUCCUCGUAAAAUGAGCCAAUUAGAUGCCCAGCUGUACCGUGACCUUGCCCGUGCCUCUGGAGGUCAGGCCAUUGAGGUGACCAAGUCAGACCUCACUCUGGCUACAAGUGUAAUAGAGGAUUCAUUAGCCAGUGCUGUGGUGACAGUUUUUCAGGUAGUGAGGAAUCCUGGAAGGCCUGAUAACUUUACGUUUAUUGUUGAUGGAUCACUUAGGAACCUGACUGCCUACAUCACAGGAGCCUCAUCUCUCACUUUCGAUCUCACGAGCCCCACAGGUGUAUCUCAGAGUUCCAGUCAGUCCAGCGGUCCUUUGGCAACCAUAACCACAGCCGGAAACCUACGUCGUUUAAGCCUUAACACUGACAAUCAAACAGGAUCAUGGGAAAUCAGUGUUAACUCUAAAAAUCCUUACUCUGUUAAGGUCACAAGUCAAAGCUCAGUGAACUUCAUUUAUAACCUUGUGGAAGCUCAUGAGGGAGCCCAUGGGGAUUUCAGCCUAAAGGAGGGACGUCCUCUUUCAGGUGGUAAUGCUAGCCUCAUGAUAUCUGUGACAGGAAGUGACAAAGUAAAGGUCACAGAGGUCACUCUGUUUGACAGCUCCGGGCCAACAGAGGUCAAGGGAUCAUUGCAGUCGGUAGGGAGUGGUACCUUCCUGGUGACAUUCAGUGGAGUCCCAGCAGGCGAGUUUGUGGUUCGCAUGAAGGGAGCGGAUGGCAGCUCCACCUCCAGGUCCACAGCAACCAGCUUCCAGAGACAGGCCUCCACUCAGAUCAAGACCUCCAGUAUCUCUGUUACUGCCCAAGCCAGCAACACCAACAUAGAACCAGGCUCUACCAUCUCCGUUCCUUUCACAGUCGCCACAACCACCAACGGAGUUGUCAACGACUCUGCAACAGGGAUGUUCACAGUGCGAGCCAACAAUGACCGCAGCUAUACUUCAACCUCACCAAGCUCCAUCACCAUAGCGUCAGGCGAUGGAGGCACAGCCAACGGCACCGUGACCUUAACGGCACCGGCCAGUGCUGCAUCCGGAACAGACGUGACCCUCACCAUUGAGGCCGAAAAUGCAGCUGCCACUGACAUCAACUACGCUGUCCUCAGGUUUUCUGUGGUGGCCAAGGUGACCGAUAUUACCCGUCCAGUGUGCCAGACAGUCAGUUCUUCCUCCAAUUGUCCAUCCUCUUCAUCACUGUGUGCUUCCUCACAGUGGACAUUCAUUGCGAAUCUCACGGAUGGCAUCAAUGGAACCGGUAUUGAGAGCAUCACCAUCCGCAAAGGGAACGGUACCCUCAAUACCAGCGCAGUGGCUGGGGCUGGAGGGGCCAACGUUACAGUCGCUACAUACAGCGCUUCCUGCUGUUCACAGAAUGUAGAGCUGGCUGCCGUGGACAAAGUAGGAAAUGUGGGGAAAUGUGCAGGACAGGCUAGACAAACGACGGUUGCCACUACACUUACAGCUAUCACAGCUGCAGUGAACACAACAUCCACUGGAGGGCACACCUUGAGCAUAUCACACUGUCUCUGGAUCAGUGUUGUGGUUUCUCUCCUAUGGAAGUAAAAGGGAUGAAUUACAAAAUACACUGUAAUUACAGUAUAUAUCAAUGAUGUCCAAUGGAUUAUGAAGGGAAUCACAUGAUUUAAGCGUCCCCUCAAAGUAUUUUAUUGCUUGGAUUUAUUUCCAUCAGGUGUGUUUGAAUUACUAUUGCUUGGGGUAAAAAGGAAGUUUUCCUCUAUUUAGAAAGAAAUCAUAUUGCCUUUGUCUUUAAUGAAGUUGUAUUUAUUUUUUGAUUUAAAAAUAUAUAACAAAUGUAAUUUA